Molecule: messenger RNA, 6087 nt
Organism: Coregonus sp. 'balchen'
Lineage: Eukaryota; Metazoa; Chordata; Actinopteri; Salmoniformes; Salmonidae
Source: the annotation of a GenBank genome assembly
ACCUGGAGACCCCUGUGUGACCAGAGACUGGAGACCCUGUGUGAUCAGAGACCUGGAGACCCCUGUUUGAUCAGAGACCUGGAGACCCCGUGUGAUCAGAGACUGGAGACCCUGUUUGAUCAGAGAGACCUGGAGACCCUGUGUGAUCAGAGACCUGGAGACCCUUCUGUGACCAGAGACCUGGAGAACCCUGUGUUGAUCAGAGACCUGGAGACCCUGUUUGAUCAGAGACCUGGAGACCCUGUGUGAUCAGAGACCUGGAGACCCUGUUUGAUCAGAGACCUGGAGACCCUGUUUGAUCAGAGACCUGGAGACCCUGUGUGACCAGAGACCUGGAGACCCUGUUUGAUCAGAGACCUGGAGACCCUGUGUGAUCAGAGACCUGGAGACCCCCUGUGGUGAUCAGAGACCUGGCAGGACCCCUGUUUGAUCAGAGACCUGGAGACCUGUGUGAUCAGAGACUGAGACCCUGGUUGAUUCAGAGACCUGGAGACCCUGUGUGAUCAGAGACCUGGAGACCCUGUGUGAUCAGAGACCUGGAGACCCUGUGUGAUCAGAGACCUGGAGACCCUGUGUGAUCAGAGACCUGGAGACCCUGUGUGAUCAGAGACCUGGAGACCCUGUUUGAUCAGAGACCUGGAGAUCCUGUGUGCUUUACACACACUGAUGAAUGUUGUUCUGAUUAUAGACUAGAUGGGCUCAGAUAGUAGAUGUUCUGUAUUGAUGGCACUCAUUCUGCAGAGAAAAACAUUAGUCAAACUCAUUAUAGUGCCCAGACCCUUGACUCCCUCCCCCUGGUGCGUUACAUUAACUAAUGAAUGUUGUAAUGAUUUUUUAUUUUACCUUUAUUUAACUAGGCAAAUCAGUUAAGAACAAAUUCUUAUUUACAAUGACGCCCUAACCCGGACGACGCUGGGCCAAUUGUGCGCCGCCCUAUGGUACUCCCAAUCACGGCCGGUUGUGAUACAGCCUGGAAUCGAACCAGGGGGUCUGUAGUGACGCCUCAAGCGCUGAGUUGCAGUGCCUUAGACCGCUGCGCCACUCGGGAGCCCUGAUAUUGAGGAGCUACGGCUUUUCUUUGUAGAGGUGUACUCUAGAUUUGUCUUUCCAUUAAAAAUGUUUCAUUCCGCCGUCACAAGAUUGAUGGUGCUCAUUCUGUCCAAAUAAAUAUUGAAAUGUGAUGUAACCAUUACAAUAUGUAGCUGUUAAUCAUUUAACCUUCAAUUGAAGUCGAAAGUUUUCACAAUUCCUGACAUUUAAUCCUAGUAAACAUUCCCUGUCUUAGGUCAGUUAGGAUCGCCACUUUAUUUUAAGAAUAUGAAAUGUCAGAAUAAUAGUAGAGAUAAUUAUUUCUUUCAGCUUUUAUUUCUUUCAUCACAUUCCCAGUGGGUCAGAAGUUUACAUACACUCAAUUAGUAUUUAGUAGCAUUGCCAUUAAAUGGUUUAACUUGGGGUAAAACGUUUCGGGUAGCCUUCCACAAGCUUCCCACAAUAAGUUGGUUGAAUUUUGGCCCAUUCCUCCUGACAGAGCUGGUGUAACUGAGUCAGGUUUGUAGGCCUCCUUGCUCGCACACACUUUUUAAGUUCUGCCCACAAAUGUUCUAUAGGAUAUAGGUCAGGGCUUUGUGAUGGCCACUCCAAUACCUUGACUUUGUUGUCCUUAAGCCAUUUUGCCACAACUUUGCAAGUAUGCUUGGGGUCAUUGUCCAUUUGGAAGACCCAUUUGCGACCAAGCUUUAACUUCCUGACUGAUGUCUUGAGAUGUUGCUUCAAUAUAUCCACAUAAUUUUCCUUCCUCAUGAUGCCAUCUAUUUUGUGAAGAGAACCAGUCUCUCCUGCAGCAAAGCACCCCCACAGCAUGAUGCUGCCACCCCCGUGCUUCAUGGUUGGGAUGGUGUUCUUCGGCUUGCAAAGGCCCCCUGUUUCCUCCAAACAUAACGAUGAUCAUUAUGGCCAAACAGUUCUAUUUUUGUUUCAUCAGACCAGAGGACAUUUCUCCAAAAAGUACGAUUUUUGUCCCCAUGUGCAGUUGCAAACCAUAGUCUGGCUUUUUUAUGGCGGUUUUGGAGCAGUGGCUUCUUCCUUGCUGAGCGGCCUUUCAGGUUAUGUCGAUAUAGGACUCGUUUUACUGUGGAGGUCCUUUGCUGUUGUUCUGGGAUUGAUUUACACUUUUCACACCAAAGUACCUUCAUCUCCAGGAGACAACGGUCUCCUUCCUGAGCGGUAUGAAGUGGUGGUCCCAUGUGUUUAUACUUGCGUACUAUGUUUUACGUAAGAACGGUACAUUCAGCUGUUGGAAAUUGCUCCCAAGGAUGAACAGAUUGUGGAGGUCUAACAUUUGGACUAUUUCUUUUGAUUUCCCAUGACGUCAAGCAAAGAGGCAUGAGUUGAAGGGAGGCUUGAAUAAACCACAGUACACUCAUUGACUCAAAUGAAGUCAAUUAGCCUAUUAGCUUCUAAAGCCAUGACAUGGAAUUUUCCAAGCUGUUUAAAGGCACAGUCAACUUAGUGUAUGUAAACUUCUGACCCACUGAAAUUGUGAUACAGUGAAUUAUAAGUGAAAUAAUCUAUUUGUAAACAAUUAUUGGAAAAAUUACUUGUGUCAUGCACAAAGUAGAUGUCCUAACCGACUUGCUAAAACUAUAGUUUGUUAAAAAGAAAUUAGUGGAGUGGUUGAAAAACGAGUUUUAAUGACUCCAACCAACCUAAGUGUAUGUAAACUUCCGACUUCAACUGUAACUGUCUUCAGUGUGAUGUAGUCAUUAGAACAGUGGUCACCAACCUUUUCUGAGUCAAGAUCACUUCCUGAGUCAGAAUGCAAGCCGAGAUCUACCGCUCUGAUAUAUAUAUAUUUUAAAGACGUAAGCCUAUGCAACAUUAACCAAUUAAAAACGGUAUUGUAGCAAUGAGGUUUGUGCACUAGGCUAUAGGCCCAAUACAUUAUCACUGCAUAUUGGCUACGCUUGAAUUGCACUGCCAAUGUUGUUCUUCUCAGACCAUUCUGAAAUUAUAUAUUUUUUAAAACGUUAAGGUAUAUGAUCACACUGGUAAUAGAUCAUUUGUUGUAUUACUUGUGAGGCACAGCUGUUGGUGAAACUUAAUUAGAACUGCAUUACUUCUGCCUCAUGCACCGAUUCAUGUUGUUACUCCUAUGACCAGAGAAAGUGAAAUAUUCCUUCGAAAUUAAAAACAGACAAAAGAUGCAAAUAAUAACAACGCUAGCUUAUCGGAACACUUUGCUACACUCAUUCAAUGCAGCUGCAGUGCUGGUUGUAGCGUGAGUGGAAGUAGGGAGAACGCAUUUUAUGGCUUAUAAAACAGUUGAACAAAGUGUUGACAGUGCUGAAUAACAACUUAAACUUACUCAUAUAAACAGCAGCUCUUUGCUGUAUUUGUUGAGUCUCUCUCUAGUUGUGGUUUUAAAUGUUUUGAAAUCUCACAUGAUCAACUUUGCUGUGCGUUCGCGGUUUCUUUUUACCAGUCUAAAAGGCUCUGCACUGACACGGCCUCUGCAGAUGUCAGGGUGUUCAUUAUUUUUGCGCUUCACGGAGCAGAAUGAAGCUGUUGUGAAGGAAGUUGUCAAGGAAGUGAGUUUGUGUUUAUACAGGACGUCCCGCCCCCACCUACCAUUCAACCAAUCAUGUUAUAGCUAUACGGAACUAUACGGAGCCCUCUGCAUUGUUAGAAAAUUUGGGAGGCGCACGGCGAUGCGGUACGGAGCUCAAUUUGGCCUCCGCAAUUGCGUCCCUCCCGAGGAACCUGCGCAGACACGGUGAUCUGAGCUAUCUGACUGGCCAGCAGUAGGUCUAUUUUUAUUUUUUUAUUUUUUAUGUAGAAAAUAGUAAAAGUAAAGAAAAACCCUUGAAUGAUGUAGCCGUUAGAAGAUGUAGCUGUCUUCAGGGUGAUGUAGCCAUUAGAAGAUGUAGCUGUCUUCAGUGUGAUGGAGCCAUUAGAAGAUGUAGCUGUCUUCAGGGUGAUGUAGCCAUUAGAAGAUGUAGCUGUCUUCAGUGUGAUGUAGCCGUUAGAAGAUGUAGCUGUCUUCAGUGUGAUGUAGCCGUUAGAAGAUGUAGCUGUCUUCAGUGUGAUGUAGCCAUUAGAAGAUGUAUCUGUCUUCAGUGUGAUGGAGCCGUUAGAAGAUGUAGCUGUCUUCAGUGUGAUGUAGCCAUUAGAAGAUGUAGCUGUCUUCAGGGUGAUGUAGCUGUCUUCAGUGUGAUAUAGCCAUUAGAAGAUGUAUCUGUCUUCAGUGUGAUGUAGCCAUUAGAAGCUGUAGCUGUCUUCAGUGUGAUGUAGCCGUUAGAAGAUGUAGCUGUCUUCAGGGUGAUGGAGCCAUUAGAAGAUGUAGCUGUCUUCAGGGUGAUGUAGCCGUUAGAAGAUGUAGCUGUCUUCAGGGUGAUGGAGCCAUUAGAAGAUGUAUCUGUCUUCAGUGUGAUGUAGCCAUUAGAAGCUGUAGCUGUCUUCAGUGUGAUGUAGCCGUUAGAAGAUGUAGCUGUCUUCAGGGUGAUGGAGCCAUUAGAAGAUGUAGCUGUCUUCAGGGUGAUGUAGCCGUUAGAAGAUGUAGCUGUCUUCAGGGUGAUGGAGCCAUUAGAAGAUGUAUCUGUCUUCAGUGUGAUGUAGCCUUUAGAAGAUGUAGCUGUCUUCAGUGUGAUGGAGCCGUUAGAAGAUGUAGCUGUCUUCAGUGUGAUGUAGCCGUUAGAAGAUGUAGCUGUCUUCAGUGUGAUGGAGCCGUUAGUCAUCUAGCUACUCAUUAAAACAUGUAUGAUGCUCAUCAUCAAACUGGUGUUGAUUAGGAUGUGACCAACUGAGUAUGGAGGUCGACAAACAUCACUGUAAACAAUCAGCACGUCUGAAAAUUGGCAGUUUUCAUAUUCCCUCGUAUAGUCUGGGGCUGCAUUCCAAAUGGCACCCUUUUUUCCUGUAUAGUGCACUACUUUGGACAAGGGCCCUGAUCAAAAGUAGUGCACUGUGUAGGGAAUAGGGCACAAUUUGAGCUGGCCCUGUGACUGUGAGAAGACUCUAGGGUUAUCUGUCGUCCUCUCCCGUCCUCCUGCUCAACGUGAUAGCAGCUGGUUAAAUAUGUACCUUGCCGUCGAUGCCAUUCAGGCACUUAGUAUCUGCCAUCUCUACAGUCAGCCCUCCAACACAAAUCAAUCAGCUGUGCAGUACUUUGGAUGUAUUUACAAUGCUAACACAAAACACAAUGAUAACCCGAUCCCAUACAGAGUUAUUGUGGGAGAUGAGCAGGAAAUCGGGUGAAUGCUCGGCCAGGGACUCUCAGUGGUGAAACUGAGUUUAAGGUCAGAAGCAGAGCGGACACCUGCCAUGAUUCUCUUCUGUAAACAGUUUAACUGGACGGGUGGAUGCUGCUGAGGGGAGGACGGCUCAUAAUAAUGUCUGGAAUGGAGUCAAUGGAAUGGCAUCAAACACAUGGAAAACACGUAUUUGAUACAUUUCCAUUAUCUCCAUUCCAGACAUUAUUAUGAGCCGUCCUCCUCUCAGCAGCCUCCAACGAUAGACGUAGGUGUAUUCUCAAUCAUUUAAUAAUUCUUUAUCAUCCUAGAUUUGAUCGGAAAUCGAUGGCAACACAUGAAAAGAAUAGAAUACACAGAAUGUACAGUGAUAUAAAAAAGUCUGGUAGUUGUCAGGUGAGAUAUAAUGGAGAGCUGAUGGAAACAGGUGAGAUAUAAUGGAGAGCUGAUGGAAACAGGUGUGUGUUUCCAACCCUCUCUGGGCCUCCCUCCCCCAUCCCUGAUGGGCCUUGUGGCUGCAUAGUGGCUGAUGGCUGGGUAGAUGAUGGGCCUUGUGGCUGAUGGCUGGGUAGAGGAUGGGCCUUGUGGCUGCAUAGUGGCGGACGGCUGGGUAGAGGAUGGGCCUUGUGGCUGCAUAGUGGCUGAUGGCUGGGUAGAUGAUGGGCCUUGUGGCUGCAUAGUGGCUGAUGGCUGGGUAGAGGAUGGGCCUUGUGGUUGCAUAGUGGCUGAUGGCUGGGUAGAGGAUGGGCCUUGUGGCUGCAUAGUGGCGGACGGCUGGGUAGAGGAUGGGCCUUGUGGCUGCAUAGUGGCUGAUGACUGGGUAGAUGAUGGGCCUUGUGGC